AUGGUGAAGUCGGCUGAAGAAUUCCUAAAAAGCAUCAGAAACCUGGAAAUAGAACCAGAUGAGAUGAUGGUAUCGUUUGACGUGGUCUCAUUAUUCACGUCCAUUCCAACCGGCCUCGCCAUCAGCACAAUUGACGAGCUUCUUCAGGAAAAGUAUGAUGACGUUGACCAACAACUUAAGCGAACGCACAUCACUGAACUCCUGGAAUUGUGCCUCAGGACUUUCUUCACUUUUGGCGACCGGGUUUACGAGCAGAAGAAGGGAACACCGAUGGGAACCCCCCUGUCUGGGUUGAUUGCUGAGGCCGUUUUGCAGAGACUAGAACGACUGGUCUUCCGUUUGUACUCCCCAAAAUUUUGGGCCAGAUAUGUCGACGACACAUUUGUCGUAAUCAAGAGGAACGACGUUCAGAACUUCAAGGUCUUACUGAACUCAGUAUUCCCCGACAUCCAAUUUACAAUGGAAGAGGAGAACAACAACCAAUUGCCCUUCCUCGACAUGAAUGUUGCAAGGACGGUUAGUGGGAGGAUAAGAACUACGGUAUACCGUAAGGCGACGAAUACCAGACGCAUCCUCCAAUUCCGAAGUAACCACCCUAUUGGUCACAAGCGAAGUUGUGUGAGAACUCUCUUACAACGAGUUCAAACACACUGUAGCGACGACGACGGGAAAAAGGAGGAGAAAAAAUACCUACAUUCUUUAUUCGCAGCCAAUGGUUACCCACGAUCCUUCAUACGUGAGUGCCGACGAAAGACUACCCGUCAGCGAUCAGACGGUGAGAAGCCGAAGUUUUGGCUUGCGAUCCCCUACGUGAAUAAUGUUUCCGAGGCGACAGCUAGAAUCCUAAACCCUUUUGAGGUUGGGCUGGCCCAUAAACCGGAAUCCACCAUCAGACAACAAAUAAUGAGACCCAAAGACCCGCUACCGGCAACGGAACAAUCAGCAGUGGUCUACAGCAUAAAGUGCCAAAAUUGCAAUGCACGGUUUGUUGGUGAAACGGGGAAACGAAUCUGCACAAGACUACAUGAGCACCAGCUUCCAGUCAACCGCGAGGACAAACUGUCACUGGUAUAUGGCCACAUGCAACAGGCGAAACAUAGUUUCGCCUUUGGGGAAGCAAGCGCGAUCGGACGAGCCCAUGACAAGAUGGCUAGGCUGGUGCUCGAAAGCUGGUCUUCAGUUGGCACAAUCAACAGGGCUAUUGAUCUUCAUCCGGCCUACCAGGCGCUGCGUACAAGACUCCAGUCAGUCCAGACGGGGCCGAGAGUACUGACGAGCGAGUCGCGGCUCCUCCAACAGUUGUCACCUUCACAGCAGGGGGAAGGAGCUAGCCAGAGGUCACACGACCAACGCGAGACAUCGCCCCAUUGGCGCGCCCAGACAGUCGAGCGUGAUUCGCGCAUGCAACGGCAACUGAUCAGUCCAUCCGAUUGUGAGGUGAGGGCCCAUGGGCACACAGAAUUUGCAGCGAUUACGACAGCCGGUCAGGGGGCAGAGGUCACAGGAGCGCGCCAUUGGUCGCCCGUGGAGGGACCAAAGCCAAUCCCCAGCCAGAAGGCAGGUCAGAGUUCGCGCGUCAGGCAUGCCUAUAACGCCAGACAGGCGGCGAGGCAGAACAACUUCGAACAAGCAGGAACAGACACCCCACCACUCUGA
Molecule: messenger RNA, 1656 nt
Organism: Spirometra erinaceieuropaei
Lineage: Eukaryota; Metazoa; Platyhelminthes; Cestoda; Diphyllobothriidea; Diphyllobothriidae
Source: the annotation of a GenBank genome assembly